Molecule: messenger RNA, 513 nt
Organism: Mollisia scopiformis
Lineage: Eukaryota; Fungi; Ascomycota; Leotiomycetes; Helotiales; Mollisiaceae
Product: COX5A-domain-containing protein
Exons: 4
Coding region: 1-513 (170 amino acids)
Biological process (GO): mitochondrial electron transport, cytochrome c to oxygen
Cellular component (GO): mitochondrial inner membrane
Source: RefSeq, a predicted model, not a curated record
AUGUCGUCGACCUCAAUACUGCGUGUCGCUGCUCGCGCACAACCAUCCACAUUCUUCCGUGCCAAUGGCAUCCGCAGCCUAACUCCCCGCAAUUCCAGUGCCAUGUAUGCUGUUCCAGCUCUGAUCGCAACAUCCGGGUCUACCUGCAGCUUCAGCACCAGCAGCAUACGUCGGUCUGAAGACGGAGGCCAUGGCCACGAGGAGAGCUUUGAGGAAUUCACCGCCAGAUAUGAGAAGGAGUUCGACCAAGUACAGGAUGUCUUUGAGCUUCAGCGAAACCUCAACAACGCCUUUGCAUACGAUCUCGUCCCUUCACCUUCCGUCCUUACUGCUGCCUUGAAGGCUGCGAGAAGAGUCAACGAUUUCCCCACAGCCGUACGGAUCUUUGAGGGAAUCAAAGCGAAAGUUGAGAACCGUGGCCAAUACGAUCAAUAUCUCGAGGAGCUCAAACCACUUCGAGAUGAGCUAGGUGUCAGCUUGAAGGAGGAUCUCUUUCCAGAAGAAGCUAAAUAG